AUGGUGUCUCGCGCUAUCCCCCAACGGGAACUGCCGCCAUUCCCCGCCAUCGGGAGCCCUCGUCAACUAUAUAGUCUGGACGGUGCGUCGCUCGACCACCUCUCUCUCCUUUCCCACGGCCGUACGUUCUCCUCAGCUCGCGAGCGCGGACGCCACUGCUCCGGCCCCCUGCAUUUCGGAAAUGACCGUUCCCACAAGGAGUACUUCGCCCCCUUCGCUCCCCACUCGUGUCACUACGAAGUCGCUGGCAUCCACCGACUGAUUCGACAUCCGCCGCGUGAGACGCUGAUCUUUCCUACAUGGAGGCAUGCGACAGGGCUUGCGAGGUGUCCUCGUCUGCCUAAAUUGGCCGCCCCCAAAUGGUCUCCUGGCCAUUGGGAGUUGCCUAUUUCAGCCCGGUUCAAACCUCUUACAGCAAUCUUUCCUAUUUUGGGAACCGCAUACAGCCCGUGUCUCAUUUCCGAGGCAGGACUAUGA
Messenger RNA from Penicillium samsonianum, 477 nucleotides. RefSeq lists its product as uncharacterized. The record is from RefSeq and is a predicted model, not a curated record. The transcript has a single exon. NCBI's taxonomy places the organism in Eukaryota, Fungi, Ascomycota, Eurotiomycetes, Eurotiales, Aspergillaceae. Bases 1 to 477 code for a protein of 158 amino acids.